AUGGACGACGCCAUGCUCAAGGACAAGGAAGAGGUGCAGGACUACCUGAAGAACCUGUGCACCGAGUACAAGUACAGCUGCUACGGGGAGAAGAACCCGGAGGGAUGUCAACUUCUGGGCGACUUUUUCGCGCAAAUCGAGGGCGACUACGUGAAGGCGAACAAGGUCUUCAGUGAGAACUGCGAGAAGAGAAGCUACGGCCGCAGCUGCUCCUCCUACGGACUCAAUCUGCUCGGCGGUCGAGGUAGAAAACGCUUCGGUUNCGCGCAAAUCGAGGGCGACUACGUGAAGGCGAACAAGGUCUUCAGUGAGAACUGCGAGAAGAGAAACUACGGCCGCAGCUGCUCCUCAUUCGGACUCAAUCUGCUCGGCGGUCGAGGCACGCCAAAGAACCCCGCCGCGGCGUUCGAGCACUUCGUGAAGGCCUGCGACGCCGACGACGCCGUCGGCUGCGACUUUGCCGGCAAGCUGCUGACCGGCUGCGAGCCGUCCCUCUCCGCCCAGGCCGGUGGCCCCAUCAAGACCGAUGUG
Rhagoletis zephyria (snowberry fruit fly) is the source of this 531-nucleotide messenger RNA. Its product is annotated as cytochrome c oxidase assembly factor 7 homolog. Gene Ontology annotation, molecular function: protein binding. NCBI's taxonomy places the organism in Eukaryota, Metazoa, Arthropoda, Insecta, Diptera, Tephritidae. Gene Ontology annotation, cellular component: mitochondrial intermembrane space. The record is from RefSeq and is a predicted model, not a curated record.